AUGAACAGCGACGCAGGACCGAACAUUGGCGCACAGGCACUGGCGGGUGUGCUCACUGUGCUUGCAGUACUGCUUGCUAUGCGCACUGCAUAUCGCACCAUCCGAAGUACUGUGUCGCUAACGCUGUGGUUGUUGAAAUGGGGCGUAGUGCUAUGGCUCGAGCAUGCAUUCCAGCUUGUCGACAGUGCAUUCUAUUCUUCGAUGACGCGCACGCAGAGAACAAACGAUGAGGCAUCGCUGCAUGAGCUCGCCUCGUCGCUAGGUCUCGAAGAUAUGCUCGAUUCUGUGCUUACAUUUCAAGACCCCGAAACAAAACCGAAGCGCGAAAAGAAACGGAACCCGUUUUGGAAAUAA
This is a messenger RNA of Malassezia vespertilionis, 354 nucleotides long. RefSeq lists its product as uncharacterized. Bases 1 to 354 code for a protein of 117 amino acids. The transcript is spliced from 3 exons. NCBI's taxonomy places the organism in Eukaryota, Fungi, Basidiomycota, Malasseziomycetes, Malasseziales, Malasseziaceae. The record is from RefSeq and is a predicted model, not a curated record.